Messenger RNA from Suncus etruscus (white-toothed pygmy shrew), 770 nucleotides. It is a transcript of the gene DDIT3, whose product is annotated as DNA damage inducible transcript 3. Gene Ontology annotation, biological process: intrinsic apoptotic signaling pathway in response to endoplasmic reticulum stress; ER overload response; positive regulation of intrinsic apoptotic signaling pathway. Gene Ontology annotation, molecular function: transcription factor binding; protein heterodimerization activity; DNA-binding transcription activator activity, RNA polymerase II-specific. NCBI's taxonomy places the organism in Eukaryota, Metazoa, Chordata, Mammalia, Eulipotyphla, Soricidae. The transcript has 3 exons. The coding region runs from base 65 to 568 and encodes 167 amino acids. Gene Ontology annotation, cellular component: CHOP-ATF4 complex; CHOP-ATF3 complex; CHOP-C/EBP complex. The record is from RefSeq and is a predicted model, not a curated record.
CCAGAAGGAAGUCGAUCUUCAUACAUCAUCAUACCUGAAAGCAGAACCUGAGCCCACCACAGAGAUGGCAGCUGAGUCAUUGCCUUUCUCCUUCGGGACACUGUCCAGCUGGGAGCUGGAAGCUUGGUAUGAGGACCUGCAGGAAGUACUCUCCUCAGAUGAAAAUGGGGGCACCUAUGUCUCAUCCCCAGGAAAUGAGGAAGAGACAAAAACCUUCACCACUCUUGACCCCACCUCUCUGGCUUGGCUGACUGAAGAACCAGGACCAGCAGAAGUCACAAGCACCUCCCAGAGUCCUCAGUCUACUGAUUCCAGUCAGAGCUCCUUGGCUCAGGAGGAAGAAGAGGAAGACCAAGAAAGACCCAGGAAACGGAAACAGAGUGGUCAGUCCCCAGCCCGGGCUGGAAAGCAGCGCAUGAAGGAAAAAGAACAAGAGAAUGAAAGGAAAGUGGCACAGCUAGCUGAAGAGAAUGAACGGCUCAAAUUGGAAAUCGAGCGUCUGACAAGAGAAGUGGAAGCGACUCGCAGAGCUCUGAUUGAUCGAAUGGUUAAUCUACACCAAACAUGAACAAUUAGGGAUCAUCACUCCCACUUAGGCCACUUCUACUCACCUUCCCCAGAAGUGGCUACAGACCACCUCUUCACCAGUGCCAAUAUGUGACCCAUAUUCCUAUAAAUUCGGUAGGGGGAGGACAUGGGGUAGAUAUAAAAGGGUCUCAGCCUGUGUAUAAAGAUUGUAGAUUUAUUUAUUAUUGCCCAUAUCCAUUAAA